AUGGCUCUGGGUACUAUUAUGUCGCAUUAUGACCACUUGCAAUGUAUACAUAUGAAGAAGACUGGACUGACAGCUGAUUUACUGAAAAAGUUGGUAAUGUAUUUAAGUAAAACAAAAAAAGUUCGAGAAAUCAUCUUGGACGACAAUCCAAUUGAAGAACAGAACUUUUAUUUAUUUGUGCAAGAAGACACA
Messenger RNA from Gryllus bimaculatus (two-spotted cricket), 192 nucleotides. Lineage: Eukaryota; Metazoa; Arthropoda; Insecta; Orthoptera; Gryllidae. The record is from the annotation of a GenBank genome assembly.